Molecule: messenger RNA, 2544 nt
Organism: Xyrauchen texanus (razorback sucker)
Lineage: Eukaryota; Metazoa; Chordata; Actinopteri; Cypriniformes; Catostomidae
Gene: ldhbb
Product: lactate dehydrogenase Bb
Exons: 8
Coding region: 103-1170 (355 amino acids)
Biological process (GO): carboxylic acid metabolic process
Cellular component (GO): cytoplasm
Molecular function (GO): L-lactate dehydrogenase (NAD+) activity
Source: RefSeq, a predicted model, not a curated record
UCACUCUCCUCUGCGGGAUAUAUCUGCUGCAGCGCUCUAGAUGGCACUUAGCAUGUUGUAAUACACUGCAGUGCCCUAAAUAUCCUGUGAUAGUGUGCCACGAUGCUCGUCUCAUGGUGGUAUUUCUACCUGGGAGCUCAAAGCCUCUAUGAACAAGUGUUAAAUAUGGCCUCAGUUCUUCAGAAACUCAUCACUCCUCUGUUCAGUGGUCCAGCUGAACCCCCAAGGAACAAAGUGACUGUUGUCGGGGUGGGACAGGUUGGCAUGGCCUGUGCCGUCAGUAUUCUGCUUCGGGAGCUGGCAGAUGAACUGGCACUGGUGGACGUCGUUGAAGACAAACUGAGAGGAGAGAUGCUGGACUUACAACACGGAAGUCUCUUCCUAAAGACACCCAAGAUCGUCUCAGGCAAAGAUUACUCGGUGACGGCAAACUCUCGUAUCGUGGUGAUAACGGCAGGCGCUCGGCAGCAGGAGGGUGAAAGCAGAUUGAAUCUUGUGCAAAGAAAUGUCAACAUCUUCAAACACAUCAUUCCUCAGGUCAUCAGAUACAGCCCUAACUGCACACUCAUCGUAGUGUCCAACCCAGUGGACAUUUUGACCUACGUGACCUGGAAGCUGAGCGGCCUGCCCAAGCACCGCGUAAUCGGCAGUGGAACCAACCUGGACUCGGCCCGCUUCCGCUACCUGAUGGCCGAGAGGCUGGGCAUCCACCCCACCAGCUUCAACGGAUGGAUUCUGGGAGAACACGGAGACUCCAGCGUUCCUGUUUGGAGUGGGACUAAUGUGGCAGGUGUAAGUCUCCAGAAAAUCAAUCCAGACAUCGGAACAGAUACGGACAGAGAGAACUGGAAAGAAAUGCACAAGAAGGUCGUAGACAGUGCGUAUGAGGUGAUCCGACUGAAAGGUUACACCAACUGGGCAAUUGGUCUGAGUGUAGCAGAUCUGACGGAGAGUCUAAUGAAGAACCUGAACCGAGUCCAUCCUGUUUCCACCAUGGUGAAGGGCAUGUACGGGAUCAGUGAUGAGGUGUUUUUGAGUUUGCCGUGCGUGUUAAACAGCGCUGGAGUGGGCAGCGUGGUCAACAUGACCCUGACCAGCGAGGAAGUUUCUCAACUGAAGAAGAGCGCGAACAUGCUGUGGAACAUCCAGAAAGAUCUCAAGGAUCUGUAAACACGGAGUUUAAUUCAUAACGGAGAGUUUUAAUUCACUGACGUGUAUCUCUGAGCAUUUAAAGGUGUGUCGUUUUUGUCUGUUAAAGUACUUUCUUCUAUGCCAGUUUAAUACGCAUUUUUAGGUUUCUUUCAGUUUGUAAAACCUGUUUGAGAAGGGUCAUUGCUUUUGAUAAUGCUAGUGGUCACAAAAACAACCCUUACCUUUAAACGGCAGUCUUGGAUGUAAUCUUUCAAACAUGAAAGUCUUGUGUGUCCCCUCUUUUCUCCCCAAUUUGGAAUUCCCAAUGCGCUCUGAGUCCUCAUGGUGGUGUAGUGACUCGCCUCAAUCCGGGUGGCGGAGGACGAAUCUCAGUUGCCUCCCCGUCUGAGACCGUCAAUCCGCGCAUCUGAUCACGUGGCUUAUUGAGUGCGUUACCACGGAGACCUAGCAUGUGUGGAGGCUUCACGCUAUUCUCUGCGGCAUCCACGCACAACUCACCACGUGCCCCACCGAGAGCGAGAACCACAUUAUAGCGACCACGAGGAGGUUACCCCAUGUGACUCUACUCUCCCUAGCAACCGGGCCAAUUUGGUUGCUUAGAAGACCUGGCUGCAGUCAACGUUUUGUGUUUUUGUAAAAAAACAAUUCAGAUCUAGCAAUCUUAAUUUCAGAUGUUUCAGGUGUCUGGAUUCUGUACUUAUAAGCAAUAAUCAGUAAUAGAGCGCCCGCCUUUUCAGCCGUCUGGUUUCCGGAAGUAUCCCAUUAAUCUCUUCCAUAGGGAUUACAUAAAAUCCAUCUUAAAAGCUCAGAAGUGAAUCACAACAUUACAAACUCAGAACUAAAAUCAUAUGAAGCAUUACGAUUGACGUAAUCGAAUUAAAAACGAUAUAAAUAUAUAAAACGAUUGAUUUUAAGUUGAUUAUAAGUCACUGUAGAGCUCUUUUGGUGCACUUUCUUCACCGAGAGUCUCUGAUUGGUGGAUCUUUCUCAGAAGGAUUAUGGGUAAUGUAGUUCUUCACCAGGAAUUCCACUAUGAACCGUAUAUACCAUCGAAAAACAACCUCAGACCUCACGAUAGGUCUGUUUUAUAACAGGUUUAUAAGUUAUCGUUAAAAAUCAGUUUGCCUAUGGAGAAUAUUAAUGGUAUUUUGACUUCCGGAACCAGACUGUUGCACUUUAUAUACACAAAACAUGCUUGUCUUUGCAAAUUAACACUUUGCAUGUUUGUCUGUUUUUUGUAUCUAAACCCAUAUGGGUGAAACAGAGCAAAAAUAUAUAAACUGCUAAUUGUAUAUUUACAUGUACUUGCUGAGUGUGUGCAAGGUGUAAACCACAUGCUAAAAAUAUCUACUUGUUAAAAAUACGAUGUGUAUUAAAGUUUGGCAGGAAAUA